GGCAGAGUCAUGUUUCUGGACAUAAGUAAUUGUUUUCUGUGUUUUCUGGAAAAUGUUCAUCACCAAUCAGUUAAUUAUUCAUUGAAGUGCAGAACCUUGACACUAAAAGCAGCAUUGAAAAAUGCUCGAUAGUAAUGCUGUUGAACAAUUUCCAUAAGUUGAUUUUAUUUCACCAGAUUCAGUUUCAACUUUUACUACUGACAGCAGCACCUAACCUUAAAUCAAAUGCAACAUUUCAAAUUAUUUGUAAUCUUCAAAAAAGAAGUACCGCGAUAAUGGACCGGAAGAACUUUACAAAAUCCGAAUCAAAAAAUCAGAAAGGCCGAUGUUCAAGGUCUGUAUCUAGUCCAUCACGAACGGAUCAUGGUGGUUCGUUAGUGCCCCAAAGAACAAAAUCCCAGCUAGGAAUUGAUAAUUGUGCAGACACCAACUGGCAAACAUUUUCCAUACCUAAUUUAGUAGCGAAUCCAUACUUUGAUGCAGCAGGUGGUACAUACUUUCAACAACCUUGGAAUCCGAAUUUUUUUCUCAAUUUUAAUAGGUGUCCGAUACCUUCAUCGAGCAAUGUGAAUCAUCAAUAUAGGAGAACACAUACUCUGCCACCUCCCCUGAACUACAACACUGAUGUAAAAGGCGAUAAAAAAUUAGAAAGGAGAUGGGAAUCACUUAGUUCUCACAAUAAGGGAGGAAAUAAAAAGUUUGUUUUCACUCUCAUGUCUUACAAUGUUCUUGCACAAGAUUUGGUCCAAAAUCAUGAAUAUCUCUACAGAGAGCAUAAUAAGCAAGCUUUACAGUGGGAAGUAAGAUGGUUAAAUAUUUUGAAGGAAAUAGGAGAUGCCAAUCCUGAUAUAAUAUGUUUCCAAGAAGUUCAGGAGUCGCAUAUAACCAACUAUUUUAGUGUUUUAGAAAAGAAAUUGGGGUACAAGAGCAUUUUCAAAAAGAGAACGGGUAUAAGAACAGAUGGUUGUGCCAUAUUCUACAAAAGAAAGAGGCUUCAGCUUAUGGAAUAUGAGAAGGUUGAGUAUUUUCAGGAAAAUGUACCUGUUCUUAACAGGGAUAAUGUUGCGAUUGUGGCAAGGUUUAUUCCUAAAGAAGUUCAUACACAGGCGUUUGUUGUGGCAACAACGCAUUUAUUAUACAACCCAAAAAGACAGGAUGUCCGGUUAGCCCAAGUUCAAAAUUUAAUAGCAGAAAUUGACAAAAUGGCAUUUAUAUGCUCUAAUAAGAAUGGCGAGCCUUCAUACCUCCCAGUAAUUGUAACAGGGGAUUUGAAUUCUACACCAGACUCCGCAGUUUAUGAAUUCAUAACUAAGGGAAUUUUGGACUAUCAAAAUUUAUGCAAAAGAUCUCUUUCUAAGGAAUCUGGAAAAGAACUCACUGGAAAAGUAUUAGUACCUGAAUCUUUGCAGAUGACAGAUAACUGCCAGUAUGCUGAGAUGGUUAAACGUAGAAAUGAGUUUCAUAAUGGAUGUGGAAAUUCAAGAGAAGAUAAUUUGAAAAUAAGUUACAUCCAAGAUUUGAAGUUUUCCUCUGGAACUUUGUCCCACCCAUUUUCAUUCAAAUCGGCCUAUAAUCAUUACCGUAAUAAUGAUAUUGAAGGCACAACGUACCAGGAUAGAUGGAUCACUGUGGAUUAUAUAUUUUAUAGUGGGAGGAAACGAGGUGACUCGACAGCAGAGGAUAAAUUGAAACUUAUCUCAAGAUUCCAACUGCCAACAAAAAAUCAAUUAGGUCGUAUUAGGAUACCCAACUUUAAACUGGGAUCUGAUCAUUUCAGUUUGAUUGUUAAGUUUUCUUUAGAAUAAUAUAUUUUAUGUAGUAAAGACUUAUGUUCAUGGUUUAUUUAAACAUUAAACAGGAUUAUUUUCAUUGUAAAA
Molecule: messenger RNA, 1877 nt
Organism: Coccinella septempunctata (seven-spotted ladybird)
Lineage: Eukaryota; Metazoa; Arthropoda; Insecta; Coleoptera; Coccinellidae
Product: protein angel homolog 2-like
Exons: 7
Coding region: 135-1805 (556 amino acids)
Molecular function (GO): 3'-5'-RNA exonuclease activity
Source: RefSeq, a predicted model, not a curated record